CAUGGAGGCGAGGCAGCAGGCCGGCAGCGCGGCCCUGUGCGCCAGCGGCUGCGGAUUCUUCGCCGGCGUGGCGACAAACGAUCUCUGCUCCAAGUGCUUCAAGGAACAGCAGCUGCUGGACGUAAUGGCCUUUGAUGGCGCCAUCAUGUCCGGCCUCAGGUCGCUGACCAUCAGGUUGACGAAAGGCGGAGGCGAGGAGGAGACGCCCGAGAAGACGAUCAAGAACCGAUGCAGCGCGUGCCAGAAGAAGGUGGGGCUGCUGGGAUUCGCCUGCCGGUGCGGGGCCACCUACUGCGGCGCGCACCGCCACGCCGACGCCCACACCUGCUUCUUCGACUACAAGGCAGCCGGCCGCGAGCAGAUCGCGCGCCAGAACCCGCUCGUCGUCGCGCCCAAGAUGGCGAGGAUUUGAGCGCUUCUACUCACGACAUGUACCCCUAGCUGCACCGACUCCUGCGAGAGACGCCCUAGGGAUGUACUGUGAAAUUAGUACUCCCUCCAUUCCAUAAUGUAGUGCUUCCUCUAUCCACGUGCUUCA
Molecule: messenger RNA, 538 nt
Organism: Triticum aestivum (bread wheat)
Lineage: Eukaryota; Viridiplantae; Streptophyta; Magnoliopsida; Poales; Poaceae
Product: zinc finger A20 and AN1 domain-containing stress-associated protein 12-like
Exons: 1
Coding region: 2-412 (136 amino acids)
Molecular function (GO): DNA binding; zinc ion binding
Source: RefSeq, a predicted model, not a curated record